GAUCAAUUGAUUAAAUCUGAGUCUUUAUUUCUUUAAUUUUCUAAGUAUUCAUUGAAAAAUAUUCACAAUGGCUACUGUUGUAAAAACGAAGGAUAUCAAGCCGGAGCCCGUGGCAUACAGCGAGGCAGCGCUCAGAAAUAAUGGCGCUGUUAUCGAGUAUUGCAGGACUUCGAUGGCUGCGCUUUCGGGCUCUACAGCAGGAGUCCUCGGCCUAACCAGCCUCUCCGGCUUCAUGUUCUACGUCCUCUCUGUGGUGGUGCUGUUCGUCAUGUUCAUGGUGAAGACCGGGCCCAACUGGCACAAGUACCACAUCUCCCGGCAGGCGCUGCUUACCAACAGCUUCUUCGCCUCGCUGUGCACUUACGUGCUGUUCUGGACCUUUAUUUAUGGGAUGGUUCAUGUUUAUUAAAAAUGGAAAU
Cydia amplana is the source of this 419-nucleotide messenger RNA. RefSeq names its product ER membrane protein complex subunit 6 (gene EMC6). The coding region runs from base 68 to 409 and encodes 113 amino acids. Lineage: Eukaryota; Metazoa; Arthropoda; Insecta; Lepidoptera; Tortricidae. Gene Ontology annotation, cellular component: EMC complex; membrane; endoplasmic reticulum. The record is from RefSeq and is a predicted model, not a curated record. The transcript has 3 exons. Gene Ontology annotation, biological process: protein folding in endoplasmic reticulum; autophagosome assembly.